Messenger RNA from Ostrinia furnacalis (Asian corn borer), 1719 nucleotides. RefSeq lists its product as uncharacterized. Bases 15 to 1442 code for a protein of 475 amino acids. The record is from RefSeq and is a predicted model, not a curated record. The transcript has 9 exons. Lineage: Eukaryota; Metazoa; Arthropoda; Insecta; Lepidoptera; Crambidae.
UAAAAAGUGAACUCAUGUUUAAGACAAUCGUUUUACCGAAUUACACGAGGCUCAGUGCUCCGACAUCCGGGUCGGCGCGGCGCAGGGCUCGCGAGCGCAGGCGCGCCGAACAAACGCGAGCGGAGGGCGAGCGGCUCGCGCGCGAGCGCCGCGAACAACGGGCCCGGGAUAAGGUUGAGCAGCAGAGACAGGCCCGAGAAGAGCUGGCGUCGUAUGAGCCGUGGGGACGCGCGGGGGGCGGAGCGCCCAACGCACGCGGCGUCCGGUUCACCAACCUUCGCACCAGGGGCAUCUACCCUGAGGACGAGCUUAGGGGCACAGCCCUGUACGAGGCGUGCCGUCGCUUCCCUACGCCGCGCCGGCGCUACCGCCGCACGCCGCUGCGCCUGCGCGAAGACCCGCAGCUGUGCUACGCCGAGAACCUGCGCAAGACCAUCGACAACGACGUCCGGUACAAGCAGACGCCCACUCAGCAACAGAGCUACAGGGAAAUCUUAGAUGAGAUGGUUGAAAACCGUAGGAGAGCCAUGAAAGACGAAAUCAAGGAGACUCUGGACUACGAACGCAGAAUGCACACCUUGGAUGGGCCUUGGGGAAAACCAGGCCCGGGCGGAGCAGUUUGGAGGAACCCCCGAGACAUUGGUCUAAAUUUCUCAAAGUCUAUGGGUUGGACAGAUAACGAAAUUUUCACAAAACUUCAAGGGGAUCACAGACUCUAUAAAAGAUCUUCGCUAACUUUACCUCAAGUAAAGAGAGACGAUGAUGCAAGAGAGCUACAAGAGAGAGAUUCAGCCGAAAAGGAAAAUACAAAACCUUCAAAUAUAGAAAAGUUGCCAGAGAUCAAACAUUCAAAAAGUGGUAGUCCAGAACAUAAGAAAAUUGUUGUUGAAAAGGAGGUAAAAGAAGUGCCUAGUAAUGUUAAAACAAGAGGAAAACGUAGUCCGAAGAAGAACAAAUUCGUAAAAAGACUCUCGAAUGGAGACAGAGUCCAAAAGUUUGUGCCUAGCGAGGAUUCCGACGAGUAUGUUGUAGAUAGGGGUCAAAAUGUCGAGCCGGUGAAUGUUGGAGAAAAGAAGCCGACUCCAGAAGCGACAAUUCUUCGCGUGACGGGCGGGGUGGAGCUCGUGCCACUCCUGGCGAGGAGAAGGCGGGUCGGCGCGCGCACGCUGCCGUCGAGUGACGUCACCAGACCUCCCGACCAGUACUGCCAGUGGCGAGAAAUUGACGCUCAAUAUUUGAUAGACUUGAAACAUCAAAUGCAAGUGAAAUGUGAACAAAUUGAGGAAAAGCGUAAGGGUUCAGCCGAGAGUGUUCGACGCCACCACGAGACUUGGGAGUCAUUGUGGGGCCGGCCUGGCCACGGCGCCCCUCAGCGAGGGAAGUACGCAAGAAGCAAUCUGGCGCAGCUGCUUUAUGUUGUCCCAUUUGCUAAUGCCCAGUAAAUAUCAUUACAAUGGCUUGGCUGUUAGGGCGCCACUACUCCUAGGAUUUGACCGCUUAUAGGGUUGGCCUAGCAAAGUUGUAAGAAGAAACCUUGCACAGUUCUUUAUUGUACAGGUAUUCUAGGUUUAGACCAUACUCAACCUUACGCUGGUGUAAGCAUCUCUUUAAAUACUAAAGAUACUUACUAGUUGGAAGCGGACGACAUGAUGCAGCAGGAGACGACGUGUCGCAGCGACACUCUACUGAUUUCUAUGUAUUUCUAUGAAAUACCAUUCG